Molecule: messenger RNA, 466 nt
Organism: Rubroshorea leprosula
Lineage: Eukaryota; Viridiplantae; Streptophyta; Magnoliopsida; Malvales; Dipterocarpaceae
Source: the annotation of a GenBank genome assembly
CUCUGCAAACCCACCUCUGCAAACCCAGAUCUGGGUUUUCUUUCUCAAACUUUAUCUUCUUCCUUUACCUGCUCAUCCUUCUUCUUUCUUCUUCUCAUUUUCUCUCUCUCUCUCUCUCUCUCUCUCUCUCUCUUCUCCCUUAUUCUUCCUCUCUGAAACUCAGAUCUGGGUUUGUUUGAAACCCAGAUCUAGGAAAAAAUUGCAUCUGUGACACAAAAUGAGGACUUGGGGACUUUUCUCGACAUGCCCAGCAGCGAGCUUCACGGCCAUCCUUAAUCUCACAAAGCUCCAAUGGAUGGUGAUGGUAGACAUGUUGAAUCCAUUUGGCACCUUCACAAUUUGCUGUGGGAAGCAAGGCGCAUUCAACAUCUAACUCAAAUAAACACGCUUGACACUUGUAAGCCAAGUCUGAGCAUCAUCGGAAAGGGCUUUCUGCGACGAAGAAGAACAAAUGAGCUCCGGUACA